AUGACAACUGAAGUUGGCUCAGAGACUGAAGUAAAGAAAGAUUCUGAGCAGCUGGGACCAGACAAAGCCAAGGACAACCCUGAAGAAGCAUCAGAGACUCCAGAAAAUCAAAAGUCUAGGGAAACACCCUCUGAAGAAGCUCAAGAUUCUUCCUCUGUCCCAGCACCCACUAGCCAAAGUAGUCCAAGUAGCCAGAAGAAGGAGAAAGCUUCACCUGAAAGCAAGGGUAUUUCUCGUUUCCUCCCACCCUGGCUUAAAAAACAAAAAUCAUACACCUUGGCAGAGCCCAAAGAUGAGACCAAGAAAAGGACCACAGGGGAACAACAAGUAGUUGAAGAAAGUGAAUGCCAGGCACCAGACCGCAUAGCUCAGCCACAAAAGAGCUUAGAAGAAGCAGCGGCUGAAAAUCAGCAUAAUGCUAAAGCAGACGACAAAGAAGAAAAACACUCUGUUAGUAGUGCUGAAACACAGCCUGCCAAAGAAGAUGGUAAAGAAAGAGAAGUAGAGAAAGUUGCAAAGGAAAAGGAAGAAAAACAAGCAGAAAAAGAAAAAAGGGAGACGAAAGAAGUGCAGACAGCUGAAAUUAAAACAGAAAGCAUUCCUCAGAAGUCUCCCAAGAAAAUUAAAACUGUGCAGUGUAAAGUGAUGCUUCUGGAUGGCACGGAAUACAGCUGUGACCUAGAGAAAAGAGCAAAAGGCCAAGUGCUGUUUGACAAAGUGUGUGAACAUCUCAAUUUACUGGAAAAGGACUAUUUUGGGCUGUUGUUUUAUGAGAAUUCAGAUCAGAAGAACUGGCUAGAUUCUUCAAAGGAAAUUAAGAGACAAAUUCGAAGUUUACCUUGGAUAUUCGCCUUUAAUGUGAAGUUUUAUCCCCCUGAUCCUUCACAGUUGACUGAAGACAUCACUAGAUAUUUCUUGUGCCUACAGCUUCGUCAGGAUAUUGCUUCUGGUCGACUGCCAUGUUCUUUUGUGACUCACGCCCUCCUUGGUUCAUAUACCCUGCAGGCUGAGCUGGGUGAUCAUGACCCAGAGGAGCACCGCAGCGACUAUAUCAGUGAAUUCCAGUUUGCACCCAAUCAAACUCAAGAAAUGGAAGAGAAAGUAGCUGAGCUACACAAAACACACAGGGGCUUGACUCCAGCACAGGCGGAUUCCCAGUUCCUAGAAAAUGCGAAGAGACUCUCCAUGUAUGGAGUGGAUUUACAUCAUGCUAAGGAUUCUGAAGGUGUGGAUAUCAUGCUGGGUGUAUGUGCUAAUGGACUGCUCAUUUACAAAGAUAGACUCCGGAUCAACCGUUUUGCUUGGCCAAAAAUUCUAAAGAUUUCCUAUAAGCGAAGUAAUUUCUACAUCAAAGUCAGGCCAGCAGAACUGGAACAGUUUGAGAGUACUAUUGGGUUCAAACUGCCAAACCAUCGGGCUGCUAAAAGGUUAUGGAAGGUUUGUGUGGAGCAUCAUACUUUCUUCAGACUUGUAUCACCAGAACAGCCUCCAAAAGCAAAGUUUCUAACCUUGGGUUCCAAGUUCCGCUACAGUGGACGUACGCAAGCACAGACACGACAGGCUAGCAACCUCAUAGACAGACCAGCUCCAUACUUUGAACGCACUUCAAGCAAACGUGUUUCCAGAAGCCUUGAUGGAGCUCCCAUGGGUAUCUCAGACCAAGGUCUGCUAAGAGACUUCCCUGCUACUGGAGGGCAGGCUGCUGGAGAUAAAAUCAUUGACAUUGAAGCUGCUGGUCAGGCCAAGUUGAAAGAAGGUGGCAGAGAAGAAGAUGGAAGCCCAGUCAAAACUCCACAAUUAGAAUUGACUCAGGAUGGAAAGAGCAAUUCCUUGAGAGUAGACGGGGAAAAUAUUUAUGUCAGACAUAGCAAUUUAAUGUUGGAGGACCUGGAUAAGACCCAGGACGACUUACUGAAACACCAGGCUAGCAUUAGUGAGCUCAAGCGCAAUUUCAUGGAAUCCACACCUGAACCACGCCCAAAUGAGUGGGAAAAGCGGCGUAUCACACCUCUGUCCCUACAGACACAAGGGAGUUCACAUGAGACUCUGGACAUAGUGGAGGAGAAGAAGCAGGCAGAGGUUGGGAUAGAAGAAACACUAGUCGUAGAUGAAACCAACAAAGGGAAAAUGCAAGUUGCCACUGAUGCUGGGGAAACAUGUAAGGUGGAACAUCUGUCAAAAAAGGACUCUUCAUCAUUGCCAUCAGAUAGUAGCAGCAGCAGCAGUAGUAGUGAGAGUGAGGAUGAAGAGGUGGGAGAAUACCAGCCACAUCAUAGGGCAAUUGAGGAAGUCAUCAGGGAAGAACAGGAAGAAGAGGAAGACAUGAAAAAGAAAGAACAUGAAGAAAAAAUACAGCAUGUGGAAGCCACACCAGAAGGCAGUAAACUAAAUGUACCAGUUGAGCACACACAAGUUACAGCUGAAGAUUUGGUCCAGGAAAAUGCAGUUACCAUAGCUACAGAAGAGAAGAAUUUGUCAGAGGAAAUUAAGCAAGAUUUAGGUGAAGAAAAAGAGGAAGAACAGCUCAAACUCAAUGGAGAUGUGUCUCAUGUUGACAUUGAUGUUGCACCACAAAUAAUUUGUUGUUCUGAGCCUCCAGUAGUGAAAACAGAGAUGGUAACCAUUUCAGAUGCCACACAGAGAACUGAAAUCUCCACUAAAGAAGUUCCAAUUGUUCAAACAGAAACUAAAACUAUCACAUAUGAAUCUCCACAGUUUGAUGGCAGUGCUGGCGGCAAUGCUGGUGUGCUGCUGAGUGCACAGACAAUUACAUCAGAGUCAAUUUCUACUACCACAACUACACACAUCACAAAGAUGGUAAAAGGUGGGGUAUCAGAAACAAGAAUUGAGAAGCGCAUUGUCAUUACUGGAGAUGCAGAUAUUGACCAUGAUGAGGCCCUGGCACAGGCAAUCAAAGAAGCCAAAGAACAGCACCCUGAUAUGUCUGUCACAAGAGUGGUGGUGCACAAAGAAACUGAACUUGCUGAGGAAGAUGAAGAGUAAGAUCAAAAAUGCCCUCAAGCAAAUACUUCAGAAGUAAAAAUGAUACUGACGGUGAUCGUGAUCGUGAAGAACUGUAAUCAUUCCAAGUCAUCACUACUCUACCGAAUUCACCAAGCCUAGCAAUGAUGACCAGAUGUUCAAGACUUAAAUGCCAAUACCAAACUCCAUUUUAACAUCUUUGGUCUAUAUUCCCUUACAAUCUUUCUUGUUUAUUUUUUAUAACCACUUCUUAACACUCUUAGAUUUUUUUUUUAAAUGAAGUUUUAGAGGAUAUGAUCUUCUUUUGCACAAAUACUUGUAUUUUUGAAGCUGAUUCUUAAUCAUAUGAAAGUGAACAAAAAAGAAGUCUGGAAAGCAUUGUUCACUGGAGCAGGUAGUAAUUGUGCAGGAAGGGGGAUCUUUACUAAUUUAGAUAUAGUUUUUUCCAAAUAUUUCAAGUGAAAUCUCUUACUGGAGUAAUUUACAGAUAUUUUUUUUUUCAGAUUAUUCAGGUAAAUAUAUGGUAUCACAUAACAAAGAUUUUUAUAAAAAUACAACAUUUCCUAAAAUUUGAAAAAAUAUAUUUCUUUGCAUAAAUUUUAUACUGAUAUCUCUGUAACUCUUUCUGUUCUAAGGUUCUCCUCUCUGUGGAGCAGAGAUGGUGUGGCAGUCUAUAGAGGAGAAAGAGUUGCAGACACAUUUCUUCUGACUGAGCACUGUGUCGUUUUUGCACUUUGGUGCCAAUGCUCAACUUUUUGCAGAUGUUUUGCUGUCUGCAGCAUUCCAGAUAAGGAAAGAAGGAAGAACAAAAUAGCUUUCUCUUCUUCCAACAAAAGAUGAUCUAGGCAGCUUAAAACCUUAGUGCUUUUUUUCUUACUGUGUCCAAAUUUCAACACUUCCAUUAUUUGAAUACAUGUGUAGAAUGCUCGCUUUCUAUUAAACCUCACUGUCUUCAUGUUAGAACUGACAUUUCUGUUAUUGAGAAGGUAUACGUUUCACAUGCUUCAUCUAAUGGUUGAUGCAGGUUUUGGGGAUACUGAGUAAAAGUGUAAGAUGGGCUCCAUUCAUAAAGUAGUAAGACAGUACCAUCAUUUGAGACUGCCAUUGAGAAAACCUGUUAAUUAUUUUGGAUUUUAUUUUUAUUUUGUUCUUGGAGGGGGGUUUUUUGUUUGGGGGGGGGGGGGGGGUUGCUGUUGACUCUGUGUAUAGUUAAAAUGCCAAAUUAGAUUUAUAGCAGCUUGAAGUUGUAUUAAGUGAUAUUUUGCUUUCUGUAAUUCUGUUAUAAAAUAAAGUUGUUUAUU
This is a messenger RNA of Haliaeetus leucocephalus (bald eagle), 4283 nucleotides long. It is a transcript of the gene EPB41L2, whose product is annotated as erythrocyte membrane protein band 4.1-like 2. Gene Ontology annotation, cellular component: cytoskeleton; plasma membrane. Gene Ontology annotation, molecular function: actin binding; structural molecule activity. The record is from RefSeq and is a predicted model, not a curated record. The transcript has 19 exons. Gene Ontology annotation, biological process: cortical actin cytoskeleton organization. The coding region runs from base 1 to 3003 and encodes 1000 amino acids. NCBI's taxonomy places the organism in Eukaryota, Metazoa, Chordata, Aves, Accipitriformes, Accipitridae.